CUUCUCUGCUACAGGACGGGGAAGGAGACGACAAGGGAACUUGAAGGACGGGGCAGAGCAAGAGAGAAACACAGAGGACAAGCCAACAGCAGAGGAAGUGACAACAAGCAUCCUAUGGACCCCGAACAUGAAGAAUGUAGGGAGAAUAAUGUCCAGCCUGGACGAGCAACACUCCGCAGAGGGGAAGGAGAAGACACCGUUGACUUUGGCUUGGCUGGUGACCUGAAAAAAUCCUUGGAUAAAGUAUCAGAAGCCAUUUACAAGAAGUGUGUUGCAAAUUGGCAUAGUCCACCUGAGGAGUUACAAAAUCAGCCGCUGUAUAAAGAGAUUAACUCUGGGAUACAGAGUGUCUUUUUUAACAUAAAGAGCAGGGCACGCCCCUUGGAAGAAUAUAAAAUAAUGAUAUCUGUGGCUUCUGGUUUGAUUGCUCAUUUUCAAAACAAGAGAAGAAAUAAAGUAACUUACAGAUUUACAACACGUCAAACAGAAGUUGAUUUUCUUAGAAAAAACAUCAAGUGUCUCCUAGACUUUUGGCUGCCAGAACCAAUGCAAAGAUCCCAGCUUAUUUAUGUCUUCGUCAGUGAAAUUCUGUCAGUAAAUGUCUUAGAACCACUUAUCACCAAUUUUUCUGACUUCACAUUUAUAAAUGAAGUAAUAGUGGUGGCCCUGGACGAUCAACCAGACACUCAGCAGAAGGAAGAUUCCGGCAGAUGUGAUGAGAGGAAUCAGGAUAGUAACUGCAGUGGCCCAGAGGAAUCUAAUGCAAACACGGAAAGUGAGAAGACUAUAUCCAGAAAGAAAGAAAAGAAGCCGAUUAGAAAGAAAAUAAAAGGAUUAUUUAAGAGUAUGAGACCUAGAAAACCAGAAGCUAAGAAUGUGUCUGUAUUCCGGUCAUGCACUAAUGUCAUGGAGAGCGAUGCUUUACAUUGUGAUGGUGAUGUUGCAGACAUGGGCUCCUGUGAUGAUAGUGACGAUGGUGAGAUUUCUAUGACCUCAAUUAUUGACACUUCACUUCACAUGUGGCUACAGAAUAAUUGGACGGCCAAGAUCUCUAAGAGAUUGGAAGAGGAAGAUGAAUAUGAGAUUUCUGUGUAUGAUGAGAGCACACCAGGCACUGUACUCUGGAAUACUAAAAGACGUGAUGAAGAUUUUCAAUUUAUAUUCAAGAAAAUACAUCAGUCAACUACAGGAGGACAAAGUGAUGCUGACAAACAAACUUUCCACCCAAUAAACAAGGCUUCAGAUGAGUCUAUAAAUAUACUGUUGAACCUGAUUAAAGCACACGAAGACAGAGAAGUUGUGUUUUUCUUCUCCCCCUUCGAGUAUGAAGAUAAUGUUGGCAGUGAUGAGGAAGAUCAGUUCAGCACAGAUGAUGAAUCCUCUGGAGACUCUAUUGCAGAUAAAAACUCUUUAUCCAAUGACCUCCAGGACACCUCCAGUGUUAGUGCUAACAGAAAUAAGUCUAAUGAAUUCACCGGAGACUCUUAUGACAAGGAAAGUAAGUCCAAGGAAUGUCAUCAACCAGACGGCAUUCGUGCGCUACGGCGAAGGAAAAAAUAUAAAAAAGGUUCUCCUAAUGAGCUAGAGGACCUGCCGAGCACCAGUGUAGCAAGAGAUGAGCAUUUACCAAGUGAAAAUACAGAUAUGAGAACAGAAUUUCCCAUCGUUGGACAGCGACCACCCAAAAUGAUGGAUUCUGCCAGCUUGAUUUCACAAAAGAUGGCUCAGAAAGGCCUAGAUUUGACUGGCCAGAACAUUGCACAGACCACAGAACAACAGAAGCAGAAACUGCAGGAGACUCUGCUUGAAGUCCUGUAUCAAUUAAUUGAUGAGGUUUUGGCAGGUGGAAGUUCAAGAGUUUGUUUCCUGCACAGUAUUGGCUUUCUGAAGAAUCUGAGUAAAUCUAUACUAAGCAGCAUACCAAACAUAUAUGCAGAGGAACAUAUUAUCUGGUACUUGGAUCAAGUUGCUGAACUUCUAACUUCUGAAGUACGCCCACUAGAGCUGACACCAGAUGCUCUACAGUCUAAGGCAUUAGAUCUCCUAAAAAAUAAAGUCCAAGGACUGCUGAAUCCUUUUGUCAAGUUCUUUGUCAAGAAGGAGAUUAUGAAGAAUUUGAAGACAUCCCACCAGGCUCUGAAAGACCCAUUGGCAAACAAAGAGACUAUAUAUGGGCUUCUAGAGGAUCUUACAAAGAUAAUCACUAAUGAAGACAGAACUUUAAAUCCCUAAAAACACAUUGAGUGGAAGCAUUCUAUAAAGUUUUCCUGAAGUUAUAAGACACUCCUUGGAAUACCUUGUGGACGUCACAGCUGACUAAACAGUUUACAUUUCAUGUUUACAUGCAAUAAUGUGAUAAGGCGUUAUUGUUGAUCAUGGCAAUAAAUGCAAUAUGCCAGCGGGGCACACCUGACUAUUUUGCAGACAUACAGGACAAAGUCUGUUUUAGGGACAGAUACAUAUUUAGUACUAAUUUAUGGGUGUAAAGAAAUAAAACUUUUAUAUUGCCAAAGA
This is a messenger RNA of Bufo bufo (common toad), 2514 nucleotides long. RefSeq lists its product as uncharacterized. Gene Ontology annotation, molecular function: phosphatidylinositol binding. NCBI's taxonomy places the organism in Eukaryota, Metazoa, Chordata, Amphibia, Anura, Bufonidae. The record is from RefSeq and is a predicted model, not a curated record. Bases 115 to 2232 code for a protein of 705 amino acids. The transcript is spliced from 21 exons. Gene Ontology annotation, cellular component: intracellular membrane-bounded organelle.